AUGUCGUCGUUUAAGGAACGUGUGUACUACUGUGAAUUAUGUGAUACGGGGUAUAAUAAUAAAAUUAAACACGUCUGCAAAAAAGGACCAGGGUUAAAGUGUAAACUUUGUAACGAAAAAUUUCAUAUCCAAGACUUCAGAAAACAAAAAUUUUUUUGUCAAGAGUGCAACCGUUACUGUGUUGAUAUCGAAUGUUUUAAAAAACAUAGAAGGGUCGUUUGCGAUAAAGAGUAUAAAUGUGGUGGAUGUAAUUUAAUCGUGCAGAGGAAUGACCACACGCACAAUAGUGUUUGCGGAUAUGRAAAAUGCUAUAAUUGUAAACAAGAAAAUAUCGAAUUGUGUCAACAUGAAUGUUUUAUGCAACGAAAAAAAGGAAAAGGAGGAUAUUGUGUGGAAGCCUGCGUUUGUAACAACUCGUCAUCAGAAAAACRAAAAGASUGUACGUUCACAACGAAUUAUAUAUUUUUCGAUUACGAAGCACAACAAAACACAGGAACACACAUACCAAAUAUGGUUAUUGCUCACAAUUUUGAAGGCACAAAAUAUGUGUUUUCUACAGAUGAUGGAGCCACGGCUAAUGAUAAAUUUUGUAAAUGGGCACUGAGUAAAGAAAUGAACGGAACAACAUACAUAGCGCACAAUUCAAAAGCAUAUGAUACAUAUUUUAUAAUACAAUAUAUUUUAAAACAUAUGCCAACAGUAAAGUACGAAAUAAUUCGUAACGGGACAAAAAUUAUGAUGCUUGAAAUAAAAGAAGGGGGUUUGAACAUAAAAUUUAUUGAUAGUCAUAACUUUAUACAGUCUAAACUAUCUGACUUCCCAAAAACAUUUGGACUUACAGAAGCGAAAAAAGGAUACUUUCCACAUUUUUUCAAUACUACAGAAAAUCAAAAUUAUACAGGGCCUUUACCAAACAAAUCGUAUUACGGUUAUAAUUCAAUGACAACGAAACAAAGAACAGCUUUUAUACAUUGGCAUGACGAAAUGACCAGUCAAAAUUAUACAUUUAAUUUUAAAAAAGAGUUGGAAGAAUAUUGUAAUUCGGACGUUGACAUUCUACGAAGAGGAUGUUUAGAACUCAGAAAACAAUUUUUGGACGUGUGUAACAUUGACCCCUUUAAAUACAUAACCAUURYGAGUGUAUKCAUGGCAAUUUAUCGACAGAGUGACUUGUCGAAUGCCACUAUAGCAGUCGUUCAAAAUGUGAAGAAAGAAAAAUUUUCAGAUGAAUCAAUGAAGUGGUUGAAAAGCAUAAUAUUAAAUGGAAAUAAAAAUAUUAAGCAUGCUUUAAACGGUGGAGAAGCUGUCAUAUGUGGUGCUAAAGUCGACGGUUAUGAUAUAUCGGAAAAAAAAGUGUAUCAGUAUCAUGGAUGUUUCUGGCAUGGCUGUCCUGAUUGCUUCAACCCUAAUGAUAUAAACCCCGUAAAUAAAAACACCAUGACCGAUUUAUACAACAACACAAUUAGACGAACAACUCAACUGAAAGAAAAAGGGUAUCAAGUUGAAGAAAUGUGGAGCUGUAAAUGGAGAAAGCAUGUCGAUUACAAACAAAUGAUGCAAUAUCCAGAUGAUGUGAUUGAGCCACUAGAUCCCAAAGAUGCAUUUUUCGGAGGAAGAACUAACGCUACAAAAUUAGUGGUUAAAAAUAUAGUCCUUGGUUGGGCGGGGAGUGGUGGGACGGCGGCCUGA
Diuraphis noxia (Russian wheat aphid) is the source of this 1689-nucleotide messenger RNA. RefSeq lists its product as uncharacterized. Lineage: Eukaryota; Metazoa; Arthropoda; Insecta; Hemiptera; Aphididae. The record is from RefSeq and is a predicted model, not a curated record.